Drosophila ficusphila is the source of this 753-nucleotide messenger RNA. RefSeq lists its product as uncharacterized. Bases 490 to 624 code for a protein of 44 amino acids. The transcript is spliced from 2 exons. NCBI's taxonomy places the organism in Eukaryota, Metazoa, Arthropoda, Insecta, Diptera, Drosophilidae. The record is from RefSeq and is a predicted model, not a curated record.
ACUUUGUUGGACUGGAAAUACUUGCUGAAUUAAUUGAGUUCAGUCCCUGGAAUUUACUUUGCUAACUAUUCUAUAUGCAGUGCAAUCAUUUGAAUAAUUUAUGAGCUCCGCCACUUUCAAUUUAAUUACUCACUUAGUUUAUCGCGGAACCGAACACGCAAUUGUUUAUAGUUCAAAGAAAGCUCACGGCAAAGCUACAUAUUUUUCACUCAAUUUGCAGAGAGCUUUUCCCUCUUUCCACUCCGCCUUCUUAUCGGCGAUCAGGUAGUUGGGGGAAAUUCCCCUCCUCACCUCCUCCUCCCUCAAAAAUUUACAUUCACAUUACCCCGCAUUUUUAUGAGAGCCAGUAAUUAAUGGAACGCCAGUCUUUUUGUCAGGCAAUUUACACGACGCCCGGCUAUUCAAUUUCAAUUGCCAUUCAAUUUCAAUUAGCUCCGGCCCCUGGGGAAAUUCGACUGAGUUCUAGCCAGUUGUGGAGUAACUACCGCCAUGCGAGGCGUAUUUCUGGGCCUUUUGCUCUUGCUUUUUGCCAUAGUUACGGCCCGGGCUCUCAACUGCCAGCCGUGCAAAUUGCUGGAGGCCCGAAAAACUCAUGCCAACGAGACCCAAAAACAACAGAAGUGAGAAAUAGUGGGACAAAACUUACGCACACAUGGAGGCAGCGACUUGUACUCGAGCUCAGAACAAACGAUGAUACCCAAACUCAGUCUCAGUUGAACACUCGCGGUGAAAAGACGACGAGUUUUUCAAACA